GAAAGCCAUGUCCGCGUCAUCACGCUCCUCCAAGUCUUCGCGCUCCUCGGCAGUCUCCGCGGCUCCUGAGCGAUCGACAAACAGUGUCGUUGCCGCAGGGCAAGUUGAUGUCGCCGUUACCGGACAAUCCAAGAAAAAGAAGCGCAAGUUUCACGGAAGCUUGCUAAGCUCCAAGGCCCGCAAGCGCCACGGACGCAAGCGAUCACGUACUACCGACACAGCAGAUGACGCAAAGGCUGUAUGCGACGACAUGGCGGAGAGCGUAUUGGAGGGCGUGGUGCGAAAGCCGGCUGCAACCUCAGUGCGGGCCUUAGUACCCGGUGAUGACCAGAAGAAAUCUUCGCGCCAUACUACUCGCCGCAGAACACCGUCACUGAUGGAGGCAGAGGCAAAAAAAGGUUCGGGGGGUCCAGCGGGCAUCCUGAAGGCCCCUUCGCUUGGUCCACGUUCUUCAAUUGGCGGCGAGUCGCAAGGGGCCGACAUGAGCGUGGUGCCGCUGCCUUCAUAUGUAGGUACUCCCGACACCACGGCAGACCGCAAGUGCAAGCUGGCAGCCACAUCGCCAUCAGAUGGCGCUGUUGGCACCGCGUCGCCCCAGCAAGAUACGUCGCUCGUCUACCACGAGGGCAAAAAGGCUCGCUUCGGCGUUCCCUCGUUGAAGGUCGUUUCCCCGUUGACAUCCACAUUGACCGGCAGGUGGGCUUGGAUCGCGAAGGGGGCAGCCGCCCUGAGCUCGAUCGUGUUCGCCGUGGCCGGGAUUCUCCUUUUCGCUCUCUGGCUGAUGGGCCGCCCUAGCAGGGCUGAAGAUGACCUUUUCUGCGAAAGCGACGACUGCCAUCGCCACGAGGCGCUCAUCGGCGCACGCCUGAACAGGAGCAUGGACCCGUGUGCGGACUUUAGUGCCUUCGUUUGCUCCGCCUGGAUGGCAUCAAGCGUCUAUCGGUCACUUUCUACGCAGCAGGACGUCGUGGGCGCAUGGUCAAUGCGCUUCCGUUCACUGCUCAACGCGGGGCAGGGUCACGGCGAAGCAAGCUCGAAGGCUCUCGGCAUGCUCCAGCUUUGCAAGGACAGGCCCAAUGACACUGUCACUAGCGGCAUUGCAGUCCUCCGAAAGUUCAUGGACGAGCGAAGUAUGAGCUGGCCGAAACAGUCCAAGCCGAAUAUCCGCCCACUUGGAGUUCUUCUUGACUUGGAUCUCAACUGGGCCGUGGCGCUCUGGUUCCAUGUCCGCUUUCUGCGAAAGCUAGGUGGUAGGAAGCGCGCCAUGAUCAUUACUCCGACGGCGACCAUUCUCAACCAAUUCAAGUUUCACAGUAAACUCGUGUCCAGCGGCGCAUUUUUCGACUAUUGGCGCAAGCACUACGAGCUGCUAGCCCCGCCCGGAACUCUCCCCGCAACGGAAACGGAGAGCAAGAGAGCGGCAAACUUGCAGACUUUCGUGCUUCAGGAACUCUCCGAGGCAAGCCGUACGGUAUCUGCAGCACAGGUACUGCUCAAGAGCAUAGAAAAGACCGUUACCAAAAUCCCUUCGAAUGAAUGGAUAGCUUCGCUCAACAAAAACUUGCGGGUGGAUCCCGUACUCACCGGCGAGGACCACGUUAUUGUGUCACACGACGCGCUCCUGUCUGCCAUUGACAAAAUCACUCGGACCUACGAAAACGGUGAGAUACUUCAGAACAUCGCUUGGCUGUUCUUGCAGGCAGUAGGCCCAAUCGCUGACUUUUCCCUUUUAGCGCCGAGCCAAGAAAGCGUACAUGACAGAACUGAUAAGGCUUCGGCAGAGCGAGAAGCCUUCUGCGCGGCGCAGGUGGAGUGGGCGUAUCGCUUCCUCGUCAUUUCGCUCUACACGCUCACCAGCUUUUCGCAUGGCGAGCGCCAGAAGAUCGAUGCAGGGCUCCGUGUCAUACGAGAGGCUGCCCUGAACAAAGUUGCCGGUGCCACGCAUUUGGAUCGCCUAUCAAAACAACGUGCGCAGGUCAAAUUAAACGAGACAGUCACACUGCUGUGGCCCGCCGAAAACCUCAUCCGAGAGUCAUCGAUAUCCAUUAUGUACGCAGGCUUUCCCUACAAUGAUACUACUUUCGCCGCACUCUGGCUACGCUUGCGCAAAUCUUUCCAUGACCUGUCACAGAACACCAUGUAUGACGACGCAUUGCAUAUGCCGGCCAACCUGGCCCUGCCACUUCUCGAUUACGACUACGUACUCAACGCAAUUCGCAUCUCUGUGCAGGCACUAUCGGCGCCUGUUUUCUACGCGCAGGGCACACGGGCCAUGUUCUACGGAGGUUUAGGAUUUCUUUACGCCACCCAGCUGGUGCGCGCUCUGGACAAAUACGGUCUGCGUAUUAACAGCAGCGGUGAUGUAACCGGUCUGUGGCUUUCGUCCACGUGGCAACAUGCAGUCAAUGAUGUGGACAAAUGUCUAGACGGUUACACAACCCACUUUCCCGAAAUACCUGCGCUCGAGAUCAGCUACGGCGCACUGGAGGAGGCUCUUGGUCAGAGCAGCGACUCUCAUCAGCGCCUUCGCGACGGCUUCACCGAGCGGCAACAGUUCUUUGUCACGCUCUGCUUCCUCAUGUGCAGCCGACCCGGCGCAGAACCCACGGGAGACUGCAACAAGGCCGUAAUGAACUUCCCGCCUUUUGCCAGCGAGUUUGGUUGUCCGGUCAACUCCAGAAUGAGGCCCGCUAAACCUUGCACCUUUUUUGACGAGCGAGUGUAGAAGGCGACUCUUCUGUUUUAAUUUUUUGUUUAUAUUCUACCUACAUGUCCAUAUAUAUGCAACGCAUACCGUUUUUCACUACGAAAUGUCUUAGUCAAUAUAAGGCUUCUAUCAUUUUUGUUCGUGACGCUGAUCUAGAACAUCGAAUUUUCUAAAAAUGCUCUCACAAUGUUUUUUUUUGCAUGACUGCAUUGGGGUGCUAUCCUGUAUGUUCAUUAGGUAUUAGCAGUACUAGAGCAGUGAUUACAUAAAGCUUCCAAGAUGCUUUUUCGGAAAGCUCAUGGAGAAAUAAAAAAAUGUGUUACGUUUU
Dermacentor albipictus is the source of this 3035-nucleotide messenger RNA. Its product is annotated as endothelin-converting enzyme 2-like. Gene Ontology annotation, biological process: protein processing. Gene Ontology annotation, cellular component: plasma membrane. NCBI's taxonomy places the organism in Eukaryota, Metazoa, Arthropoda, Arachnida, Ixodida, Ixodidae. The record is from RefSeq and is a predicted model, not a curated record. Gene Ontology annotation, molecular function: metalloendopeptidase activity.